UAGAUCCAAUAAUAUUAAAAAAAAAGAUAUAAAAGAUAUAGCCUGAAAAAAAUAAACAGUUAUUCAAAAAUGCCUCUGUUUGGCAAAAAGGAUUCAGGAAAAAAAGUAAAAAAAGAAUUCAAAGAAUUUAACAAACAGAUUUCAAUUGAAGAUAAGUACAAUUUACACGGACUACUAGGAACUGGUGCUUUUUCUGAAGUCCGAUUAGCAGAAAGUAAAGAAAGCCCUGGAGAUCACUUUGCUGUAAAGAUAAUUGAUAAAAAGGCAUUAAAAGGCAAAGAGGAGUCACUUGAAAAUGAGAUUCGUGUACUAAGAAAGUUCAGUGCCAAUGAGAAUGAUGCUAGCAACUCUAGAGGAGUACGGUUGACACAUCCGAAUAUCGUUCAAUUACUCGAAACAUAUGAAGACAAAUCGAAGGUGUAUCUGGUAAUGGAAUUAGUGACAGGAGGGGAGCUAUUCGACCGAAUCGUUGAAAAAGGGUCAUAUACAGAAAAAGAUGCAUCACAUUUAAUUCGACAAAUAUUAGAAGCUGUAGAUUAUAUGCAUGAACAAGGUGUUGUUCAUAGAGAUCUCAAACCGGAAAAUUUGCUUUACUAUAGUCCCGAUGAUGAUAGUAAAAUAAUGAUCAGUGAUUUUGGUCUGUCGAAAAUGGAAGAUUCUGGCAUAAUGGCAACUGCUUGUGGUACACCAGGAUAUGUUGCUCCAGAAGUUUUAGCUCAAAAACCGUACGGUAAAGCUGUUGAUGUUUGGAGUAUUGGAGUAAUAUCGUAUAUACUGCUAUGUGGUUAUCCACCCUUUUAUGACGAAAAUGAUGCGAAUUUAUUUGCACAGAUUUUAAAAGUGGCACAAAUUAGUCCAUUUUCUACCACAUUCACUAAUUUUAUAAGUUUUUCAUAA
Messenger RNA from Teleopsis dalmanni, 897 nucleotides. RefSeq names its product calcium/calmodulin-dependent protein kinase type 1-like. Gene Ontology annotation, molecular function: ATP binding; calcium/calmodulin-dependent protein kinase activity; calmodulin binding. Lineage: Eukaryota; Metazoa; Arthropoda; Insecta; Diptera; Diopsidae. The record is from RefSeq and is a predicted model, not a curated record. The transcript has 7 exons. Bases 70 to 897 code for a protein of 275 amino acids. Gene Ontology annotation, biological process: protein phosphorylation.